Messenger RNA from Nycticebus coucang (slow loris), 7273 nucleotides. RefSeq names its product kinesin family member 1A (gene KIF1A). The transcript has 49 exons. Gene Ontology annotation, molecular function: microtubule binding; ATP binding; microtubule motor activity. The record is from RefSeq and is a predicted model, not a curated record. Gene Ontology annotation, biological process: microtubule-based movement. Lineage: Eukaryota; Metazoa; Chordata; Mammalia; Primates; Lorisidae. The coding region runs from base 1199 to 6634 and encodes 1811 amino acids.
CCAAAGGCCAGGCUGGGUUGGGGAGGAACCUGGGGGCCCCUGCUUCGGUGUGGCAUGACGUCACCACGCCCACCGCACCGCAGUGCGGGGAAAUCCCUGUGGACUAGCUGACCAGAGGCUUUGUCACAGCUGCCCAGCCCUGGGGGCGGGGAAGGUUGAUGGAGGCUGGUUGUCUGCACAGAGACGCGGGUCAGCAGCCGUGACCGUGAAAGCGGCUGGGUGGGGGUGGGAGGAGCUGACGAGGGCCGGGGUUGGCCACUGUGCACCCGAGGCAGCGCGUAACUGGGUGGUCUAGGGAAGUUAAACUGGACAGACAAAGCACAGGGACAGAGGGGCCUGGGGAAAUGGGGCGGGCGCGGGUGUGGGUCUCCGCGAGGCAGAGCGGGAGAGGAGGCGACCGUCUGCGGUUGCAUCAUCUCCGCAGCUGGGCGGUCUGCCGGCUCCGGUCUCGCUCCCGCGGUCUUAGCCAGACCCAAGAUGCGAUUUUGACAUCCACCUGUUACUACCGGGAGUCAGUAUCCUAGACCCGCCCCUACGUUCCCUCCCUGGCGCAAGGAGCCCACUCCGGCUCCAUCUGCCCCCGCGACGCGUCUGCGCUGUUUGCCCGGGGAGGAGGGAGGGGGUCAGGUGGAUAUUUUAUGAUUUCACUUGAAAGGCGGAGGAUGAGGGAGGGCACAGCGCGGGGUCCGCGGCCAGACUGAGGUGGGCGAGGGGUCUGCAGCGGGGCGCCGCCGGGCACCUCCCCCGGAUAGGUCCGGAAGGGCUGUAGCGCGCGGGGGCUGCGCCGGGGGAGGGGACAAAGCCUGGCGAGUGUCCCCCACUUCCCAGCGCAGCCGCCCUGGUGUCAGCGGUGACGUCACAGCCCGUCCCCAGCCCCCUCCAGACCGGGCCCGGCCCCGUCCCCGCGGCGGCCGCGACGCCUGUCCCUCUGCCCGCGCGACAAACCAGCUGGCAGCUGGAGCUCGGACGCCGCUCGCAGCCAACCAGCGCGGCGGGAGGGGCGCGGGGCGGGCCGGGUUUGGGGCGCUUGGUCCGUCACGCGGCGCCUCUGUCACAGCGCCGAGCGCAGCCGGCGAGGGCAGCAGCUCCAGGCUCUUGGACCCGCGGCCAGCCAUCGCCCAUGCGGGGCCGCCGCCAGUGACGCGGGAGAGGUGUCUCCACCCUCGCUGCUAGGGAGUGACUGGGGAAGGCCGCGGAGAUGGCCGGGGCUUCGGUAAAGGUGGCGGUGCGUGUCCGCCCCUUCAAUUCCCGGGAAAUGAGUCGAGACUCCAAGUGCAUCAUUCAGAUGUCCGGAAGCACCACCACCAUCAUUAACCCCAAACAGCCCAAGGAGACACCUAAAAGCUUCAGCUUUGACUACUCCUACUGGUCACACACCUCGCCCGAGGACAUCAACUAUGCCUCGCAGAAGCAGGUGUACCGGGACAUUGGUGAGGAGAUGCUGCAGCAUGCCUUUGAGGGCUACAACGUGUGCAUCUUUGCCUACGGGCAGACAGGGGCCGGCAAGUCCUACACCAUGAUGGGCAAGCAGGAGAAGGACCAGCAGGGCAUCAUCCCACAGCUCUGCGAGGACCUCUUCUCUCGCAUCAAUGACGCUACCAAUGACAACUUGUCCUACUCUGUGGAGGUCAGCUAUAUGGAGAUUUAUUGUGAGCGUGUCCGAGACCUCCUGAACCCCAAGAACAAGGGCAACCUACGAGUGAGGGAGCAUCCGCUGCUGGGGCCCUAUGUAGAGGACCUCUCCAAACUUGCUGUCACCUCCUACAAUGACAUCCAGGACCUCAUGGACUCAGGGAACAAGGCCAGGACGGUGGCGGCCACCAACAUGAACGAGACCAGCAGCCGCUCCCAUGCCGUCUUCAACAUUAUCUUCACCCAGAAGCGCCAUGACGCAGAGACCAACAUCACUACAGAGAAAGUGAGCAAAAUCAGCCUGGUGGAUCUGGCUGGGAGCGAGCGGGCCGACUCCACAGGGGCCAAGGGCACACGUCUUAAGGAAGGAGCCAACAUCAACAAGUCCUUGACCACGCUGGGGAAGGUCAUCUCUGCUCUGGCUGAAAUGGACUCAGGACCCAACAAGAACAAGAAAAAGAAGAAGACAGAUUUCAUUCCAUACCGAGAUUCUGUGCUGACCUGGCUUCUCCGGGAAAAUCUGGGUGGUAACUCCAGGACAGCUAUGGUGGCAGCCCUGAGCCCUGCAGACAUCAACUAUGAUGAGACCCUUAGCACGUUGAGGUAUGCCGACCGGGCCAAGCAGAUCCGCUGUAACGCUGUCAUCAACGAGGACCCCAACAACAAACUGAUCCGCGAGCUGAAGGAUGAGGUGACCCGGCUGCGGGACUUGCUGUAUGCCCAGGGUCUCGGCGACAUCACCGACACCAACACUGUACCUGGAGGACCCAAAUACAUGUCCGACCUUGAGAACAAUAACUGUAACCGUGGCAGGGCAGCGUUGCAUCAAGCCCCUGACAAUCUCUCCACAGUGACCAACGCCCUGGUGGGCAUGAGCCCCUCAUCCUCGCUCUCAGCUCUGUCCAGCCGUGCUGCCUCCGUGUCCAGCCUCCAUGAGCGCAUCUUGUUUGCCCCAGGCAGUGAGGAGGCUAUCGAAAGGCUGAAGGAGACAGAGAAAAUCAUAGCCGAGCUCAAUGAGACCUGGGAGGAGAAACUGCGGCGGACAGAAGCCAUCCGGAUGGAGAGGGAAGCCCUGCUGGCUGAGAUGGGCGUGGCCAUGAGAGAGGAUGGUGGCACUUUGGGUGUGUUCUCCCCCAAAAAGACGCCACAUCUUGUCAACCUGAAUGAGGACCCACUGAUGUCCGAGUGCCUCCUGUACUACAUCAAGGAUGGGGUCACCAGAGUGGGCAGGGAGGAUGGAGAGAGGAGGCAGGACAUCGUUCUGAGCGGGCACUUCAUCAAGGAAGAGCACUGUGUAUUCCGGAGCGACUCCCGGGGCGGCAGCGAAGCCGUGGUGACCCUGGAGCCUUGUGAGGGGGCAGAUACCUAUGUCAACGGCAAGAAGGUCACCGAGCCCAGCAUCCUACGGUCAGGAAACCGCAUCAUCAUGGGGAAGAGCCACGUGUUCCGCUUCAACCACCCCGAGCAGGCCCGGCAGGAACGUGAGCGCACACCCUGUGCGGAGACACCUGCUGAGCCCGUGGACUGGGCCUUCGCCCAGCGUGAGCUGCUGGAGAAGCAGGGCAUUGACAUGAAGCAGGAGAUGGAGCAGAGGCUCCAGGAGCUGGAGGACCAGUACCGCCGUGAGCGGGAGGAGGCCACCUACCUGCUGGAGCAGCAGAGGCUGGACUACGAAAGCAAGCUGGAGGCUUUGCAGAAGCAGAUGGACUCCAGGUACUACUCAGAGGUGAACGAGGAGGAGGAGGAACCGGAGGAUGAAGUCCAAUGGACGGAGAGAGAGUGUGAGCUGGCUCUGUGGGCCUUCCGGAAGUGGAAGUGGUACCAGUUUACAUCCCUGCGGGACCUGCUGUGGGGCAAUGCCAUCUUCCUCAAGGAGGCCAAUGCCAUCAGUGUGGAGCUGAAGAAGAAGGUCCAGUUCCAGUUUGUCCUCCUCACAGACACGCUCUACUCUCCUCUGCCCCCUGACCUGCUGCCCCCAGAAGCUGCCAAAGACAGAGAGACACGGCCCUUCCCCCGCACCAUCGUGGCUGUGGAGGUCCAGGACCAGAAGAAUGGGGCCACUCACUAUUGGACCUUGGAGAAGCUUAGGCAGCGCCUGGACCUAAUGCGGGAGAUGUACGACCGGGCGGCAGAGGUGCCCUCCAGUGUCAUUGAGGACUGUGAUAAUGUGGUGACCGGCGGAGACCCCUUCUACGACCGCUUCCCCUGGUUCCGGCUGGUGGGCAGUCCAGCCGUCUCUGGCUGCAGCAGCCACCCUCUUCUCAACACAUGCAUGAGCGAACGCAUGGCUGCUCUCACCCCCUCCCCCACCUUCUCGAGCCCCGACUCCGACGCCACCGAGCCUGCCGAGGAGCAGAGUGUGGGGGAGGAGGAGGAGGAGGAGGAGGAGGAGGACCUGGAGGACGACGUCUUUCCGGAGCACGUGCUGUGCGACGGCCGGGACCCGUUUUACGACCGGCCCCCCCUGUUCAGUUUAGUAGGAAGGGCCUUCGUGUACCUGAGUAACCUGCUGUACCCUGUGCCCCUGGUGCACCGUGUGGCUAUCGUCAGUGAGAAGGGCGAGGUGAAGGGCUUCCUCCGUGUGGCGGUCCAGGCCAUCUCAGCUGAUGAAGAGGCCCCUGAUUACGGCUCCGGCGUCCGCCAGUCAGGAACUGCUAAAAUCUCCUUUGACGACCAGCAUUUUGAAAAGUUCCAGUCUGAGUCCUGCCCCGUGGUGGGGAUGUCCCGCUCGGGGACCUCCCAGGAAGAGCUGCGCAUCGUGGAAGGCCAGGGCCAGGGCACGGAGAUGGGGCCCUCAGCUGACGAAGUCAACAACAACACCUGCUCAGCACUGCCUCCGGAAGGCCUCCUCCUAGACAGCCCCGAGAAAGCUGUGCUGGACGGGCCCCUGGACGCCGCCCUGGACCACUUGCGCCUGGGGAGCACCUUCACCUUCCGUGUGACGGUGCUGCAGGCAUCCAGCAUCUCUGCUGAAUAUGCCGACAUCUUCUGCCAGUUUAAUUUUAUCCACCGCCAUGACGAGGCCUUCUCCACGGAGCCCCUGAAGAACACAGGCAGGGGACCCCCACUGGGCUUCUACCAUGUCCAGAAUAUCGCGGUGGAGGUGACCAAGUCCUUCAUCGAGUACAUCAGGAGCCAGCCAAUUGUGUUUGAGGUCUUUGGCCACUACCAGCAGCACCCGUUCCCGCCCCUCUGCAAGGAUGUGCUCAGCCCCCUGAGGCCCUCACGCCGCCACUUCCCCCGGGUCAUGCCGCUGUCCAAGCCAGUGCCUGCCACCAAGCUGAGCACACUGACACGGCCCUCCCCAGGACCCUGCCACUGCAAGUACGACCUCCUAGUCUACUUCGAAAUCUGUGAGCUGGAGGCCAAUGGCGAUUACAUUCCUGCCGUGGUGGACCACCGUGGGGGCAUGCCAUGCAUGGGGACCUUCCUCCUCCACCAGGGUAUCCAGAGACGGAUAACCGUGACGCUGCUGCACGAGACUGGCAGCCAUAUCCGCUGGAAGGAAGUGCGCGAACUGGUCGUGGGUCGCAUCCGAAACACUCCAGAGACAGAUGAGUCCCUGAUCGACCCUAACAUCUUGUCUCUCAACAUCCUCUCUUCUGGAUACAUCCACCCAGCUCAGGAUGACCGGACCUUUUACCAGUUCGAGGCUGCGUGGGACAGCUCCAUGCACAACUCUCUCCUGCUGAACCGGGUCACCCCUUAUCGAGAGAAAAUCUACAUGACCCUCUCUGCUUAUAUUGAGAUGGAGAACUGCACCCAGCCAGCCGUCAUCACUAAGGACUUCUGCAUGGUCUUCUAUUCCCGGGAUGCCAAGCUGCCGGCCUCACGUUCCAUCCGCAACCUGUUUGGCAGUGGGAGCCUGCGGGCCUCGGAGAGCAACCGUGUGACAGGCGUGUACGAGCUCAGCUUGUGCCACGUGGCUGACGCAGGCAGCCCAGGGAUGCAGCGUCGGCGCCGGCGGGUGCUGGACACAUCUGUGGCCUACGUCCGGGGUGAGGAGAACCUGGCAGGCUGGAGGCCCCGGAGCGACAGCCUCAUCCUGGACCACCAGUGGGAACUGGAGAAGCUGAGCCUGCUGCAAGAGGUGGAGAAGACCAGGCACUACCUACUCCUGCGGGAGAAACUGGAGACCACCCAACGGCCGGUACCUGAAGCCCUGUCCCCGGCCUCUAGUGAGGACUCUGAGUCCCAUGGCUCAUCCAGCGCCUCCUCCCCACUCUCAGCUGAGGGCCGGCCAUCACCCCUGGAGAUACCCAACGAGAGGCAGCGGGAGCUGGCCGUCAAGUGCCUGCGCCUCCUCACACACACGUUCAACAGAGAGUACACCCACAGUCACGUCUGCGUCAGUGCCAGCGAGAGCAAGCUCUCUGAGAUGUCUGUCACCCUGCUGCGGGACCCGUCUAUGUCCCCUCUAGGGGCAGCCACGCUCACCCCCUCCUCCACCUGCCCCUCUCUGGUCGAAGGGCGGUACGGUGCUGUUGACCUGAGGAACCCCCAGCCCUGCUCCCGACCAGCCAGCCCGGAGCCUGAGCCACUGCCGGAGGCCGACUCCAAGAAGACUCCCUCCCCGGUCCGGUUGAUGGAGGCUGACAAGGAGCCACAGCGCCUGCUGGUCCCCGACAUCCAGGAGAUCCGGGUUAGCCCCAUUGUCUCUAAGAAGGGGUACCUGCACUUCCUGGAGCCUCACACGGCAGGCUGGGCCAGGCGCUUUGUGGUGGUGCGGCGCCCCUACGCCUACAUGUACAAUAGCGACAAGGACGCCGUGGAGCGCUUUGUGCUCAACCUGGCCACCGCACAGGUGGAGUACAGCGAGGACCAGCAGGCCAUGCUCAAGACACCCAACACAUUCGCAGUGUGCACGGAGCACCGUGGCAUCCUGCUACAGGCCAACAGUGACAAGGACAUGCAUGACUGGCUGUAUGCCUUCAACCCCCUCCUGGCUGGGACCAUACGGUCUAAGCUGUCCCGAAGGAGGUCUGCCCAGAUGAGGGUCUGAGCUGGAUCCUCUGUCCCCUGGACAGCCAGCAAGCCCAGCCCCCUCCCUCGUCCCCUCCUCGUCCUGUCAUCUGCCUCUCAGCCCUUCCCCACCAGACAGCUCACGGCCACGUCUCCCCACCGGGGACAUCUGUGCUGGGCCCAGGGACCUGCACCACAUGAUCAGUUGUAUUCCUCACAGAGGCUGUGUGAGGCGUCAUUUCUUUCAAGAUGUACGCUGGGUGGGGAGAGCUGAGAAACGCUGGGAAGGCCAGAGGGCACAGGUCAUGGGGGUUAUCGCUGCCGUUCUAAUAUUUUUUUAAGCAUAGACAGAAUAUAAUUAAUUAAUUAAUAUACAUUAGUUAGUGACAUUGAAACGGUCCACUAAGAAAUUAACUGUAAGACCAUGUUCUAUUUAUAAGUAUUUAUUUCUAAUGGCUCCACAUAGACUUGUAAGAUUUGGAGGGAACCCUCUCCCUGCCCCGUUUAUACCCUUAUACGUCCCCCAAGCCUGUUGGCAUAGACAGAGCAGAGCAGCUGCCUUUGAAGACCAUGGUGAGGGAGUGAGUGACUGGCUGGCACACAGGGUACACCUGCCCAGGCCCUCGGCCUCCCCAGUUGCAGGGUAAGGCCCUGGUCCUGGGGCAUGGGGGUCCGAGCA